This is a messenger RNA of Cotesia congregata, 600 nucleotides long. The record is from the annotation of a GenBank genome assembly. NCBI's taxonomy places the organism in Eukaryota, Metazoa, Arthropoda, Insecta, Hymenoptera, Braconidae.
AUGGAAGAUGGCGUAGCGCCCGUCUCUACAAUCGAGAAACCCCGACCUGAGAGUGAGGCCGCGGGCGCAGUCUCUCUUCGUCCUUCAACGGAGGGUAACCAACCCCCAGCUACUUAUUCGCGAGUAAGUGAUGUUGGAUUGUUACCAGUUGUUGUAGUAUUAUUGUUAACAUCCUCAGACACGGGAUUUGAAGGUUUGUUGAAGUGCGUCGGGGACGACGCUUGCAGCAACGACGAAUUCAACCAGGAUAGCAGGCGAAUCUGGAGGUCCUGGGAGUUCCGCGAAGUCGCGGUGGAAAUCGGAAAAGUGUUGUUCAGCCACGAGUCCAGGAUUCUCACCCCCGGCGGUGGUGCUGUCUCGCCCGGAGGCACUCAGCCUCCUGCGAGCCCACCAACCGGACAUUAUUCACAACACAGUCCGCCGCUUAUCAAGGUAUUUAUCAUCCUGGUUCUUUUUAACCCCUUCAAAGCUAAAAGCAACUUGUCCAACCUAUGUCAGGUCAGGAAUGUCAUUGUCCUGCUAAGAUUAAGUGGUCACGUACUUUUGGUGUUAGCGUUUGCUCAGAAACUGGCAAAAGAUCCUAAGGACUAUAAAUUAUGA